AUGGUCAAAGACGGUAGUACGACGAGGACCGACUACGGAGCUCCGUGUGACGGCAACCCGAGUGCAGCAAAAAUUAAGCUUCCUUCACUGGUGGUGUAUAAAGUGCCACUCAACACGCUGAUUGGCGAUCUCACAUCGCUGGGCGUCACAGCUGAGUUUAAGCUCGGCAGGAUUGGCACCAAGGUGAUGCUCCGUACGAUAGCGGAGUACGAUGUGGCCGUGAAAUACCUGAAGGAUUCCAAGUCACCAGGUAGUCGAAAUCAAGGACCGGUACAAGCUGGCCCCAAUCGCUGUCUUCCGAAUGACAAGGAGGGACAAAAACGGGAAGACGUACCCGAUUGUCUAUUCCUGGUGCACUUCCAGAAAGGGACGGUGACGCUCAAUGCGCUGCAAGCCAUCCGCUUGAUCUACUUCAUCAUCGUACGGUGGGAACCAUACCGUGGCGGCCAUCGUGACGUAACGCAGUGCCAGCGGUGCCUCAAUGUUGGACACGGUACCCGCAAUUGCAACAUCAAGCCACGCUGCAGCAACUACGCUCACGAACACGCCACUUCUGCCACAUUAUUGCCCUGCGGAUGGAACCGUGGCAAUAAAAUGCGCCAACUGUGGUGGUACCCAUCAAGGUUCCAGACAGUGCUCCAAACGCAAGGACUUCAAACGCAUUCGAAAGCAGGCGGCAAGCAACAAUCAACCAGGACGCAAGAAGGACAAAACCCUAGCAUUCAGGACGGCUCUUCGAGCUCCCCAGCAAAGGCAUGCUAA
Messenger RNA from Ochlerotatus camptorhynchus, 762 nucleotides. RefSeq lists its product as uncharacterized. The record is from RefSeq and is a predicted model, not a curated record. The transcript is spliced from 3 exons. NCBI's taxonomy places the organism in Eukaryota, Metazoa, Arthropoda, Insecta, Diptera, Culicidae. The coding region runs from base 1 to 762 and encodes 253 amino acids.